Balaenoptera acutorostrata (minke whale) is the source of this 1308-nucleotide messenger RNA. It is a transcript of the gene AIP, whose product is annotated as aryl hydrocarbon receptor interacting protein. Gene Ontology annotation, molecular function: peptidyl-prolyl cis-trans isomerase activity; protein binding. The transcript has 6 exons. The record is from RefSeq and is a predicted model, not a curated record. Bases 117 to 1199 code for a protein of 360 amino acids. Lineage: Eukaryota; Metazoa; Chordata; Mammalia; Artiodactyla; Balaenopteridae.
ACGUCUGCCCUUAGCCAAAAUGGCGCCAGCUCGGAAGUUGCCGAAGUUGACGAAGCAGGUCCGGAAGCUGCCGAGCGAGUCCGGAAGUUGCCGAAAGAGAGCAGCGGGGAAGGAGGAUGGCGGAUAUCAUCGGAAGACUCCGGGAGGACGGGAUCCAAAAGCGUGUGAUAAAGGAGGGCCGAGGAGAGCUCCCUGACUUUCAGGAUGGAACCAAGGCCACGUUCCACUACCGGACUCUGCGCAGUGACGAGGAGGGCACCGUGCUGGACGACAGCCGGGUGCGCGGCAAGCCCAUGGAGCUCAUCAUCGGCAAGAAGUUCAAGCUGCCCGUGUGGGAGACCAUUGUGUGCACCAUGCGGGAGGGCGAGAUUGCCCAGUUCUGCUGCGACGUCAAGUGUCCUUUCUCAGAUGGUGAUGGGGCAGGGGGCUGGGCCUCUUGGGCCGGUGACCAGCCAGCCCAUUGGUGCCCACUCACCCUCCGGCAGCAUGUGGUCCUGUAUCCGUUGGUGGCCAAGAGUCUACGCAACAUUGCAGCUGGCAAAGACCCCCUGGAGGGCCAGCGGCACUGCUGCGGCAUCGCCCAGAUGCACGAGCACAAUUCCCUGGGCCACGCCGAUCUGGACGCCCUGCAGCAGAACCCCCAGCCUCUCGUCUUCGACAUCGAGAUGCUUAAGGUGGAGAAUCCUGGCACGUACCAGCAGGACCCAUGGGCGAUGACGGAUGAGGAGAAGGCAAAGGCAGUGCCGGUCAUACACCAGGAGGGCAACCGGUUGUACCGCGAGGGCCGCGUGAAGGAGGCUGCCGCCAAGUACUACGACGCCAUCGCCUGCCUCAAGAACCUUCAGAUGAAGGAACAGCCUGGGUCCCCUGACUGGAUCCAGCUGGAUCAGCAAAUCACACCACUGCUGCUCAACUACUGUCAGUGCAAGCUGGCGGCCCAGGAGUAUUACGAAGUGCUGGACCACUGCUCCUCCAUCCUCAAUAAGUAUGACGACAACGUCAAGGCCUACUUCAAGCGGGGCAAGGCGCACGCGGCAGUGUGGAAUGCCCAGGAGGCCCAGGCUGACUUUGCCAAGGUGCUGGAGCUGGACCCCGCCCUGGCGCCCGUCGUGAGCCGCGAGCUGCGGGCCCUCGAGGCAAGAAUCCGGCAGAAGGACGAGGAAGACAAGGCCCGCUUCCGGGGCAUCUUCUCCCACUGACAGGGCCCUGCUGGCCCGGCCACCCUGCCCAGCUCACUGCUGCUGCUCCCAGCCCACCCGCCCCCGCUGUAUCAUGCUUCUCUGUAUAUAAAGGCCUUAUUUAUCUCUC